Maudiozyma saulgeensis is the source of this 1584-nucleotide messenger RNA. The record is from the annotation of a GenBank genome assembly. Lineage: Eukaryota; Fungi; Ascomycota; Saccharomycetes; Saccharomycetales; Saccharomycetaceae.
AUGCUGCCUAUGAAUUUUCUCUCGAGACCAGCUAAUGUGUUCUUCUCCAAGGGUCAUGGUUCGAAGAAGGAUGCUGCCCCUGUGACACCAAUCCCUUCAAUAAUUGGAUUAAAUGAUCAUACUACCCAUUCUGAAAUUGAAAUGGAAUCUUUAAACCAAUUUCUAAAUCAAACUUCAGGUUUCACAGCAGAAACCACAACCAUCAAACAUGCUGGGCUUACUGCUAAGAAUGGCGAGUUCCCGGAUGAUGUGGCGUUUGAUGCUACUAUCAAGACUAUAGAACCAGAGCUUAUCACAGAUAAUGAGGAUACUUCUAUUUUUGAAGAUGAAAACGGCAGAACUUACCCUGAGGGUGGACUUGAUGCCUGGUUGGUAGUACUUGGAUCAUUUGUUGGAUUGAUCCCUAUUUUUGGGAUGGUAAAUUCUCUUGGUGCCAUCGAAUCAUAUGUCUCGAAACAUCAAUUGGCAGGUGUAGCUCAAUCUACAAUUUCAUGGAUUUUCUCUUUAUAUUUGGUCAUUACUUUUUUAAGUUGUGUCUUGACAGGUGGAUAUUUUGAUAGAAAUGGAUCUUUCAAACCAAUGUGCUUUGGAAUCUUAUUUUAUGAGGCAGGUUUGAUCGCUUUGGCUGAUUGUCAAGAGGUUUAUCAAUUUAUCCUAGCCUUUUCCGUCCUUUGCGGAAUGGGUAGUGGGUUUCUAAUGACGCCCUUGGUAAGCGUCAUCGCUACAUGGUUCUACAGAAAGAGAGGUGUUGCUACAAGUGUUGCUACAAUGGGCGGUUCAAUCGGAGGGAUGAUCAUUGCUCCGAUCUUAAGAAAACUUUAUGUUGAGGUUGGUUUCAAAUGGGCUCUUAGAAUUUUCGCCCUAAUUUGUGCUGUUUGUUUAAUCAUUUCGUUAUGUUUGGUGAAAGUUUGGGAUCAACCAACAGCUAUCCCUUUUACAUCAAGAUGGGAUGAAUUUAAAUGGUAUUUCAGUUCUUCGUUCAAUUGGAGAUAUUUUCUUGAGGGUCCAUUUUUGUUUGCUGCCCUAGGUGCUGCCCUGGCCGAAAGUGCCCUAACUGCUUUAGCUACAUAUGUCUCUUCUUAUUCGUUAUCAGUAGGUAACUCAGAAUCGACAUCAUAUAAUUUAAUCACAGUGACAAAUGCUGCAGGUAUGCUAGGGCGAUAUAUUCCAGGGUAUGUUGCCGAUAAAUACCUUGGUGGGUUUAAUGUUACAAUUAUCACUGUCUCAAUGGCUGUUCUUGUAAAUUUUAUCAUAUGGCUUCCAUUUGGUACUAAUCUAAAAGCUUUAUGGACAUAUUCUGCACUUUAUGGGUUUUCAACAGGAUCUAUUCUUUCAUUGACACCAGUGUGUGUGGGUCAAAUAUCUAGAACAGACGAUUUUGGUAAAAGAUAUUCGACAGUAUACAUGUUAGAGGCAUUACUAACAAUUCCGGUGUUACCUAUCGGUGGUGCUAUCAUUGGGAAUGGUUCAAUAUCUAAUUACAAUAACUUUAUCAUAUUUAAUUCUGUUGUGAUGCUUGUUGGUGCCAUUUGUUACUUUAUUUCGAGAUGGUUCUCAGUAGGGUUUAAGUUAGUUAAAUAUUGA